AUGGAUGAAGAGAUGAGGGCCUGGUGGUGCGCUAACUGUCCUGACGCCUGGGAGGCGAUGGUGGACAAGUGGCUGGACCCCGUGUUUCGUGAGGCGCACAGGGCGGCCCAGGAAAGGCGUCGACGUAUGCCUGGUGUAGCACACCAUCAGGGGAACCGCAGCCUCUCUGGAUACGCACAAGCAUGGUCGGCGGCACACGGGGGACAGCCUUGCUCCUUGUUCGCCGCGUAUGGCAUGUCCCACAAGGGCCCGGCGUCGUCUGACGUCUCCUUCAGCGUGGACGACCCGCCCGAGGCGUACACCAACGCGGGCGUCUACGACAAGGUCACCGCCUACGCGCAGGAGGCGGCAAGAAGCAUGGGCGCUACUGGAUUGGCAACAGCGUCAUCGACAGGUCGACUACUCCCACCCUCUCCCAGAUCCGAGCAUCGACCACGAGCGUGA
Messenger RNA from Sorghum bicolor (sorghum), 444 nucleotides. RefSeq lists its product as uncharacterized. The coding region runs from base 1 to 444 and encodes 147 amino acids. The record is from RefSeq and is a predicted model, not a curated record. Gene Ontology annotation, biological process: transposition. Lineage: Eukaryota; Viridiplantae; Streptophyta; Magnoliopsida; Poales; Poaceae. The transcript is spliced from 4 exons.